AUGGUUGUCACAAGUUCAGUCAUUAUUAUUGGGGAGAAACCUGUUGAAAUAAUAGGAUAUUGGCAAAAGGUACUGUCCUCAAAUGAUGAAAUUACAACAAGCCUUGAACAAACUUCUGGUAUUGAUAAAUCAAAGACUACAGAGAAUGAAAUAAGUGCUUCAAUAACAGCUGGAUUUGAGCUUGGUGGCGAUAUUUAUGGUUAUAAAGCUUCAGUUAGUGCUACUGCAGGUACUGCAGUAAAAGACACUGUGUCUUAAACUUUGAGUAGUUCCAAUACUCGUACUAUUGAAGCUAAAUGCACUAACCCAGAUAAAGUAAAAAUGACUCUUUGGUAAUGGAGCAUGACUGGAAAGAAAAACGGAGAGCUAGUAAUGGAUUUAACUGAAAACGAAUUUAUUUGCAAGAAAGGAAGUAAGCCCCCAAAAUGUCCAGUUGGAUUUUGCAAUGAUAAUGAUCCCUAAUGCGAAACAUGCAUCCCAGGAACAUUUAAUUGA
This is a messenger RNA of Stylonychia lemnae, 495 nucleotides long. NCBI's taxonomy places the organism in Eukaryota, Ciliophora, Spirotrichea, Sporadotrichida, Oxytrichidae. The record is from the annotation of a GenBank genome assembly.